AUGGUGUUAUCUGAUAUUACCAAUCAAGUUCCUUCUGGAACCACACAGACACGACAAUCUUAUCUAACUGCAACGCAUGAUGAGAGAACUAUAGCGAAUACAAGAAUUCAUUCAACGACUACGCCUACCGGAUCUAAAAAAGAUUACCAAGUCAAAGGAAACCCAUGUGAAUCUGCUAAGAGGCUAAGAAAGAACGAUUCUUUCUCAUCCCGUUCUAACCUUCACACACCACCAACUUCUUUUCCUACAAGCUCUAUACCUCUAUCUGAUACGACCAAUGUCAGUCCUUCUGUAAGGACACAGACACAACAAGAGGUUCUACCAUCUACGUUUGAAUCAUCUAAGUCCAGAUUAACAGCUAAAGAAAAAGGAAAAGGAAAAGCUGUUGCCUCAGGAAAAAAAGCAAAAACAGUACAUGCAACAGAAACAGAAGGAGUUGGCCUUCAUGUUGAUGGAUACUCGAGUGAAGAAAAUGAUGACUCUAUAUAUCAUGAUUACGAGGGUGCAUAUGAAGUCGAAGGAGAACAACAUUAUGAUUGCAGCAGUGAAGAAAGUGACAUGGAGUCUGAAUCAAAUGUGGAUUUUGACAUGUUCUCAAAAGAAUCAGACACAGUUGGACCCUCCAAAAGGAAAACUUCUUCGAAGGGGAAAAACAAGGCAGUAUACAUCGACGAAGGUGAUGCAACCCAUAAAUGUGAGCAUUGUGGGGCUAUAAUGUGGUAUGGUGAGCGCAUAAACAGGAAGAGAUCUACCCGUAAACCUAAAUUUUCACUGUGUUGUGGGCACGGUCAGCUUCAAGGAGAGAACUACCAUUUGAUGGGUAGUCUAAAGCCACCAAACGGUGAACCCAAGUUUGGUCAGCUUUAUAUUGUUGACACAGAAAAUGAGAUAGGCAAUCGAUCUGGUAUUAUCGGGAAAUACAAGAAAUCAACUGAAAAAGCAAGGAAAGAAGAACUUAGGAAAAAAGUUAUACAGGCACUAACGGCUAUGCUAGACGAGUGCAACCCCUAUGUCCAUCAAUUUAGAUCAGCACGUGAUCGAUUUGACACUAAUCCUGACCAGACAUUUCAUAUGCGUAUCAUUAGUAGUCGAGAGAAAGAUGGAAGAACAUAUGAUACUCCUACCGCAUCUGAAGUAGCUGCACUAAUUCCUGGAGAUUUCAAUUUGGACAUGGAUAAAAGAGAUAUUGUUUUGCAAGAGAAACAGACGGGAUGGCUUAAGAGGAUUAGUGAAAUUCACCCUGCUUAUCUGGCUCUUCAAUAUCCUCUAAUCUUUACUUAUGGUGAAGAUGGGUUCAGACUUGGGAUUCAAAAGAGGGAAACGGAGGCAACAGCAAAGCUAAAGAGGAAGGCACUCAGCAUGAGACAAUGGUAUGCGUUUCGUUUACAAGAAAGAGAGAAUGAGUGUCAUACUCUUCUCCAUUCGAGGAGAUUGUUUCAGCAAUUUUUGGUCGAUGGUUAUACAACAAUUGAGGCGAACAGGCUGUUUUAUCUUAGAAUGAACCAGAAAAGUCUCAGAUCGGACAGCUAUGACUCUAUCCAACAAGCUGAAAACUCUGGCAAAACAGAUAUGCAUGAGCAAGGGAGUCGAUUUGUGCUACCAGCAUCGUUUACGGGAGGAGCAAGAUACAUGAAGAAUAUGUAUUUAGAUGCCAUGGCGAUCUGUAAAUAUUUUGGGUUUCCUGAUUACUUUAUAACAUUUACGUGCAAUCCUAAAUGGCCGGAGAUCACCAGGCAUCUACAACCCAGAAAGCUUAGUGCUGAAGAUAGGCCAGAGAUUCUCUCCAGAAUCUUUAAAAUCAAAUUGGAAUCUCUCAUGACAGAUUUAACAGAUAAACAACUUUUGGGGAAGACAUCUUCGGCAAUGUAUACGAUUGAGUUCCAGAAACGUGGCCUACCCCAUGCACACAUUCUGUUAUUCAUGCAUCCUAAUUCCAAGAUUAGAACAAACGAUGACAUUGACAAAAUCAUCUCAGCCGAAAUUCCAGAUAAAGAAAAAGAGCCAGAGCUUUAUGAAGUGGUUAAGGACAUGAUGAUCCAUGGUCCUUGUGGAGCUGUUAAUGUGAACUCUCCGUGCAUGGAAAAUGGGCAAUGUUCAAAGCAGUAUCCUAAGACACAUGUUGAAAAAACAUUUGUGAACAAGGAAGGAUUUCCAGUUUAUAGAAGAAGGAAAGAGGGGAAUGGAUUUAUAGAGAAAAAAGGAUUCAAGUGUGACAACACCCAUGUCAUCCCUUAUAACAAGGAGUUGUCUCUUCGUUAUCGAGCUCACAUUAAUGUGGAAUGGUGCAAUCAGAAUGGUGCUGUAAAAUACUUAUUCAAGUAUAUUAAUAAAGGGCAGGAUCGUGUUACUGUUGCUGUUGAACCUCCGGAUAAUGGUUCGUCGAAAGAAAAUAGUUCUGUGCCAGCAGAUGUGACUGCGCCUAAUUCUGAGACUUGCACAAAUACAGCUUCAAAAGAAGAGAAUAAAAAUGAGAUCAAAGACUUUUUUAACUGCAGAUAUGUAUCUGCAAGUGAAGGUGGAUGGAGGAUCUUUCAGUUCCCAAUACAUUAUAGAUCAACUCCAGUUGAGAGAAUACAAUUCCACCUACCAGGAAAACAGAUCAUUGUUUUUAAGGAUGAUGACACAUACGAAAAAGUGACCAGCCGAAAGCUCAUUGAAAAUACUAUGUUUAUGGGCUGGUUCGAAUUGUGCAAGGUUAGUGAAGUUGCUCGGACUCUGACUUUAGCUGAGAUUCCAACAAUGUUUACUUGGAAUAAAAAGGAGAAGAAGUUUUAUGAUAGAAAGAAAGGAUUUAGUAUUGGGAGAAUCAAUUAUGCACCACGUAAGAUAGAAGAAGCUUACUACAUGCGUGUCUUGCUAAACAUUGUUAAAGGUCCGUUUGAGGAUAAGGACAUAAGAACUUUCAACGGUUUUGUUUAUGAAACAUAUAAAGAGACAUGUUUUGCAAGAGGGCUACUUGAAGAUGAUCAAGAAUAUAUUGAUGAGCUUGUGAGGACAAGUUUUACUGGUUCGGCAUCAUACAUGCGCCAUGCAUUUGUGAUCAUGUUAAUGUCUGGUACUUUGUCAAAGCCUGAAGAGGUGUGGGAGAAAACUUGGGAAUUCCUUUCUGAGGACAUUCAAUAUAAACGAAGACAGCAACUGCAUCGACCAGAUCUUUGUUUGUCGGAUGAAGAAAAAAAAGAAGCAGCCCUUAUAGAGAUCGAAAAGAUUUUAAAAAGUAAUGGAACUUCAUUGGCUAACUGGACCUCUAUGCCACAGCCAAUCCCAGACAUCAUUAAUGAAAACGUGCUGAUUAUGGAUGAGCUCAGUUACAACCGGGAGGAGUUAAAAGCUGAUCAUGAUCGUGACUUUCCAAAACUCACUGAUGAGCAAAGGAAAAUCUAUGAUGAGAUUACCGAUGCUGUUUUUACUAAGAAAGGAGGAACUGAUCAGGCGGAUUUGGUGAAAGCAGCCUCUCUUAUCAUCUGGGACGAAGCUCCAAUGAUGAGUAAGCACUGUUUUGAAUCUUUGGAUAGAAGCAUGGCAGAUAUCAUUGGAAACAAAGAUAACAGACCAUUUGCCGGGAAAGUAGUUGUCUUGGGUGGAGAUUUUAGACAAGUACUGCCAGUUAUUCACGGAGCUGGAAGGCCGGAAAUAGUUAUGGAGUCACUUAAUUCUUCUUAUCUCUGGAAGCAUGUAAAAGUUUUAGAGCUAACAAAGAACAUGAGGCUGAUGUCAAAUGAUCUCACACCUGAAGAUGCAAAAGAAUUACAAGAGUUUUCGCAGUGGAUUUUAGAUGUUGGAGAUGGAAAAAUUGGUGAUGGAAACGAUGGCGAAGCUCUAAUCACUAUUCCAGAUGAGUUUUUGAUUCUUGAUGCUGAUGAUCCAAUAGAUUCUAUAAGCAAAGCGGUGUAUGGGGAUGCUGUUUCUUUACUGCAGCAUAGAGAACCUAAGUUUUUUCAAGAAAGAGCAAUACUUUGUCCUACUAAUGAAGAUGUGAACAUGAUUAAUCAGCAUAUGUUGGACAAGCUGCCAGGUGAGGAAAAGUUCUAUUUGAGCUCUGAUUCUAUAGACUCUUCAGACAGGUUUUCAAAGAAUGACCAAGCUCUUACUCCAGAUUUUCUGAACAAAAUCAAGGCAUCUGGUUUACCUAACCAUAGUCUCAGAUUGAAGAUUGGGUGUCCUGUGAUGUUGCUUAGAAACAUUGAUCCUAUAGGGGGACUAAUGAACGGUACUAGACUCCAGAUUACAGAAAUGUAUGACUUCAUGAUACAGGCUAAAGUCAUUACAGGGGAAAAGGUCGGUCACACUGUUUUUCUUCCUAGACUCUCAAUAACACCUUCUGAUAAAAAACUGCCGUUCAAGAUGAGGAGGAGACAACUACCUAUUGCUGUGGCAUUUGCUAUAACAAUCAAUAAAAGCCAAGGUCAAUCACUUUCGGAGGUUGGUUUGUUUCUACCGAGACCUGUUUUCUCUCAUGGGCAGCUAUAUGUGGCUAUUUCUAGAGUGACUUCUAAAAAAGGACUGAAGAUUUUGAUUGUCGACCCUGAAGGCAAGCCUCAGCGUCAAACAAUGAAUGUGGUAUUCAAAGAGAUAUUCUCGAAUCUUUGA
Brassica napus (rape) is the source of this 4590-nucleotide messenger RNA. RefSeq lists its product as uncharacterized. The transcript has 14 exons. Gene Ontology annotation, molecular function: DNA helicase activity. Gene Ontology annotation, biological process: DNA repair; telomere maintenance. The coding region runs from base 1 to 4590 and encodes 1529 amino acids. Lineage: Eukaryota; Viridiplantae; Streptophyta; Magnoliopsida; Brassicales; Brassicaceae. The record is from RefSeq and is a predicted model, not a curated record.